AUGCCACAUUCAGGGGAGACCACAUGUGGGGAGACUCGUCCAGAUCAUAGGAGGAUCCGUGAUGACCUCCACCAUGGGCUGGUCCCUCUCAUCCUCACCCUCCUCGCUCACUGCGCAGGGUCCUGGGCCCAGUCUGUGCUGACUCAGCCGGCCUCAGUGUCUGGGUCCCUGGGCCAGAGGGUCACCAUCUCCUGCACUGGAAGCAGCUCCAAUGUUGGUUAUGGCAAUUAUGUGGGCUGGUACCAGCAGCUCCCAGGAACAGGCCCCAGAACCCUCAUCUAUGAUAGUAGUAGCCGACCCUCGGGGGUCCCUGAUCGAUUCUCUGGCUCCAGGUCAGGCAGCACAGCAACCCUGACCAUCUCUGGGCUCCAGGCUGAGGAUGAAGCCGAUUAUUACUGCUCAUCCUAUGACAGCAGUCUCAGUGGUGGCACAGUACUCCAGGCGUGUGGGGAAGAACAGAAGGUCCUGUGUUGUGAGAGUCUCAACCUCUCCAUAGCAAGUGUGGAGAUCGGACCCGCCCUUAUGGUUCUGGAGACGAUUGCCCUAGGACACUGGAUACAGCUACAACACUGA
Molecule: messenger RNA, 573 nt
Organism: Canis lupus familiaris (dog)
Lineage: Eukaryota; Metazoa; Chordata; Mammalia; Carnivora; Canidae
Product: immunoglobulin lambda variable 1-40-like
Exons: 4
Coding region: 1-573 (190 amino acids)
Biological process (GO): immunoglobulin production; immune response
Source: RefSeq, a predicted model, not a curated record